Molecule: messenger RNA, 2103 nt
Organism: Phycomyces blakesleeanus NRRL 1555(-)
Lineage: Eukaryota; Fungi; Mucoromycota; Mucoromycetes; Mucorales; Phycomycetaceae
Exons: 2
Coding region: 1-2103 (700 amino acids)
Source: RefSeq, a predicted model, not a curated record
AUGUUUCGUAAAAACGUUUGGCCAUCAAUAGUAUCCCAUCUGUGGCAUGUGUUUGUAUUUUUUGUACUUUUAAUGAUCUUCUUAUUGCUGGCCUUUAUGUUCCAAGAUCAUCCCAUGUUUCACCCUCUGCCCCAAAGCAUCUUUGAGCAGGUCAACUAUACCCAUCUGGCUAUCAACGAAACACUAUAUCCUGUCGAGAGCAACAUCUUACGUCUCUUCCCUGAAAUAAUGCAAUCAAUUCUUCUACGUGUCGACAGCGACUAUGUCCUUGAGACCGACCCCUGGAUAACCUACAAAUCAGACGAGCACGACACCGAUUGGGAGUCUUGGGUUGAUCAAGAUGGACUUGAGGCUCAGGACUCUCAGCUUAGAUACGCUUGUAAAUACCAGCCCUUGCCUUUCCCGAUCUUGCAUCAUGUAGUAUCCAGUGCAGUUGGAGUAGAGAACAAUGGGUCCGCAUUCGACCGCCUACCUGCAGUCGAUAAGCCUUUCCUCAUUCUCCCCUUUAUUUCCAACACUACCCUCAAAUCUGACGACACCAUCUGCGUCCGAGUCGUCGUUAGCCAACCCGCACCUGAUCCGUCAAACCCUUUCCAGUAUCUCUACAGACCAAACGACUAUCAAAACAGCCGAUUGGUUUCGCCCUGGUGGGAUACUAUGAUGGUUACAAUGCAGCAUAACCAAACGAAUGCAACCACAACCUUGUCUAUGCAGCCAUGGUCAGGGCAUAUGGUUUUGCGCAAGGACAGAAUGGCGCGCCUUCUUGGUGGCCAGGCACCGGGCUGGUACAAAGACAUGGAAGAGACGAUUGCUGAAAGAGACCUGAUCCAUGUCUAUGAGGCUGACGCAAAACUCAAGGAUAUCGGAGAAUAUCAUAUACAGGGUCUUCUCGAGUAUCAAGCAGGAAAAUGGAAUUUUGAGCUGGGUCCUGUCAAUCCAUACGAGCCCCAGCUGUUGCCGGUCUAUCCAUUAGGCGCAGAAGACAUCCGGGUGGUCAAGCCAGGGACUGAAGAAGAGGAAAAUGAAAAGGUUAAAAAGGAAGAACGGUCGGUAGAGCAAGCACAGAAAGAUAUUCUCGAUGCCCACCUGGCUCUGCCACUCUGCCACAGAGCGGAUAAUUUGGGUCGGUGGUUGCCUGUACCUCUUGGAUACAAUACUACUCUAUUGGCUGGUAUUGAUCACCACAACAAAGUCUGGGCCCCUUAUAACUGUCGAUACCGCAAACUAAGCUACGACCAAUUCAAUCGCUGCCUUGCCCGUCGCUACCCUAAUGGCGUAGAUCUGUACGGCGAUUCGAAUACUAGGCGAUCUCUAAAGGCAAUGCUCAGUCAUGGAAAGUGGUGCGAUACUCAACCAGGAGCACUAUCACCCAACCAUAGGAUUCUGAAUCUCGAGGGAGCACGUAGCUGGAAAUCGGCCGGGGAUGAUGGCCAGAGACGAUCCUGUUAUUGUGAAGACUAUACAGAGCCGAGCUGGAACAACGAAUGGCUGAACCCGCACAUUCGAUUAAACGACCUUUUCUUUGAAAACACCAGGGAAGAAUCCAAGGCACUUGGACGGAACACAGAAUGGGACAACCGGACUGUGGUCCUGGACAAGGUUCGGCUCCGAAGCUACAAGUGGGACGGCCUGACCUACCUUAACAAUCCAGGAUGGGAUACUGCGUUUGUACCUCUGUUUGGAGACCCUAGUAUCCGACCUGAUAUCGUGGUUUUCUCACUAGGCAACUGGGACGCUGCCUUUUUGACGCUAGCUGAUUUCAACCGAGACUUGACAAGAUUAAUUGAGCUGAUCAGACUUGCCUACCAACAAGUUGGACACCCCAAGAUUAUCUACCGCACUCCGCAGUAUUUCUGCUGCCGUACUGACAGCUCACCUCGAGAGCGGCGGGUUAGCGGGGGGCGUAUCCAGUCAUUUGAUCACCUGGCCCGCACUCGGUUUGCUUCUGAGCUCAAAGCCGAGAUCUGGGACACGCUUGCUAUGGGAGAAGCCAGGACUUGGGAUGAGAAGAUCGAAAGUGUCGAGUGUCCUUCAAACCAUGUGCCGUCAGAUAUUGUCGAGCAAGAGAACCAAAAAGAAAACAGCCUAAUUUUACAUCUUUAA